AUGAGCGUCGACGACUGUUUUGGCCUGACUGGCCUCCUGCUGCUACGCCUGCUGCUGCGCCUGCGCCUCUCGCAUCGAGAUCUUCGCAACGCAACCGCAAGCAACACGACACGACAUGACAUGCCUGCUGACUUGAGAGAUGGUGGUAGUGACGAUCCUACCAACACAAAUGGCGCCUCAUCCUUCUCGUCCUCAUCGUCCUCGCCGGACUGGUCGACCUAUCUAGGCACCUCCAAACCCCGCCUGCCCGCGCCGAUCCGCUCUCUCUUCCCCCUUGAGCUCAUCCCAGGCAUGAUCUCUCUCCUUGCGGGCAAGCCAAACGCAGACACCUACCCCUUUGCCAGCAUCAAUCUCGAGCUCAAGCCCGGCCCGGAUGGCACCACACCCGCUCCUCUGCGCAUCGAGGGUAAAGACCUUGAGGAUGCCCUGCAAUAUGGGGCUACGGCUGGCCUGCCGAGGCUGAAUAAGUGGCUGGUAGACUUCCAGAGUCAUGUGCAUCGCCGCCACGUAGAUGCGCAGAAGUGGCAGGUGACGCUAGGCGUGGGCUCACAAGAUCUGUUGAGCAAGAGCUUUGAGAUGUUGCUCGACCCUGAUGUGGAUUCGAUCCUCGUCGAAGAGCCAGCAUACGCCGGUAUCCUCCCCUGCCUGCACGCCUGCCGCGCAAAUGUUGUGUCCAUAGCAUCAGACGACCAAGGUGUUGAUCCGCAAGCACUGGAGGAAGCCCUCGCCAACUUUCCAAAAGACAAGCCCAAGCCCAAGUGCCUCUACACGACACCUACAGGCGCGAACCCAUCAGGCACGACAGCAUCAGAACAGCGUAAGCGUGACAUUCUCGCCAUCUGCAGGCGGCAUAGCGUCUUGAUUCUGGAGGACGAUCCCUACUACUUCCUCGACUUCUCCAAGCUUGGCGAGGACCCCGUGACGCGAUAUAGGCCAUUGAGCUAUUUCGCCCUUGAUGGCGAAUCGGCCAGCCCUGGGCUGGUGCUCCGCUACGACUCCUUCAGCAAGGUCCUCUCUGGCGGUAUGCGUCUGGGCUACCUCACUGCCCACCCUACCUUUGUGAAGGGCAUCGACCUGAUCACGGGCGUGGCCAACCUUUCCACCUCGGGCGCGGCGCAGUGUAUCGCACUAGCCAUUCUCGAGCACUGGGGCGUCGAGGGCUUCCUCCAGCACGCAGACAGGGUCGCCACAUUCUACCGCGAUAGGCGUGAUCGAUUCGAGGCGGCAGCGCGACGUGUGCUGGGUCGGGGUCCUGCAGUCGCAGAGUGGAUUACACCGACAGCGGGCAUGUUCUUGUGGCUCAAGCUCAAAUUGCCAGAGGACGAGCAGGACUCGUUCAGCAUCAUCUCGAAUGAGGCCAAAGAUGCGGGCGUGCUAGCGGUGCCUGGCGGAGCGUUCAUGCCGAUGAGGGGGAAGGAAAGCUGUUAUGUUAGGACGAGCUUCUCGCUGGUGCCGGAGAAUGACUUUGAGGAGGGCUUUGAGAGGUUGAGGAGAGUGAUCGAAGGAGUAUGGAAGAGGAAGGGAUUGAGCGUGCCCGCAUGA
Molecule: messenger RNA, 1542 nt
Organism: Jaminaea rosea
Lineage: Eukaryota; Fungi; Basidiomycota; Exobasidiomycetes; Microstromatales
Product: PLP-dependent transferase
Exons: 3
Coding region: 1-1542 (513 amino acids)
Biological process (GO): biosynthetic process
Molecular function (GO): transaminase activity; pyridoxal phosphate binding
Source: RefSeq, a predicted model, not a curated record